Molecule: messenger RNA, 1455 nt
Organism: Rotaria sp. Silwood2
Lineage: Eukaryota; Metazoa; Rotifera; Eurotatoria; Philodinida; Philodinidae
Source: the annotation of a GenBank genome assembly
AUGAUGAACAAUUACAUAUGGUUGACUUUGUUUUUAUUGAUUUCAUACGAGUAUAUAAAUGCCAGUGACACAGCUAAAAGAUUAUAUGAAGAUUUAAUGCGUAAUUAUGAUAAACGAGUUCGUCCAGUGUGUAAUGCCACUGACGUAUUGAAUGUGGCAAUUAGUUUAAGUGUCACACAAUUAAUUGACGUUGAUGAAAAACGUCAAAUAAUAACAACAAAUGUAUGGCUUAAACAUGAAUGGUUUGAUUAUCGAUUAAAAUGGGAUCCACAAGUGUAUGAUAAUAUUUGUAUUAUGCAUAUUGCAUCAGAACAAUUAUGGUUACCUGAUAUUGUUUUGUAUAAUAAUGCCGAUGGAGCAUAUCAAGUAACAUUAAAGACUAAAGUAUCAGUCUAUCCAUCAGGAGCUAUUGUAUGGGAUCCUCCAAUGAUAUAUAAAAGUAGUUGUCCUAUUAAUGUUCAAUAUUUUCCAUUUGAUGAACAAAUUUGUUCACUUAAAUUUGGUUCAUGGACACAUGAUGGACAUCAAGUUAAUUUAUCACAUAUUGUUUAUAAUAAUAUUGAAAUGGCAAAUUCUCUUGAUGAUUAUCGAUCACAAGGUGUAUUUUUUCAUAAUUAUUAUCAAAAUGGUGAAUGGGAAAUAAUUCGUGCACCAGCUAAACGUAAUCAAAAAUCUUAUACUUGUUGUUUAGAACCAUAUUAUGAUAUAACAUAUGUACUUGUAUUAAAACGUAAAACAUUAUUUUAUACAGUUCAUUUAAUAAUUCCUUGUGUUGGUAUAUCAUUAUUAACAUUAAUUGUUUUUUAUUUACCAAGUCAAUCAGGUGAAAAAAUUGUUCUUUGUAUAAGUAUUGAAUUAGCAUUAACAGUCUUUUUUCCACUACUUGCUGAUUUAAUACCAUCAACAUCUAUAAUAGUACCAUUAUUAGGAAAAUAUUUAUUAUUUAUAAUGACUCUUGUAGCAUUAUCAAUAUUAAAUGCAAUAAUAACUCUUGCAAUUUAUUAUCGAGAACUCAAUCAUAAAAAAUCAAUGCCUAAAUGGAUGAAAUAUUUUUUUGUUAAAAUUUUAUCACCAUUGUUAUUUUUAUCGACAGAAAAACAAUAUAAAAUUAAACAAAUUAAACAAAAUAAAACAAAAUAUUUUAUGAAAUUACCACAAAAUAAUACAUAUGAUGUUAUUUUUUCUAUAAUGUUAGAAAAAUUACUUCAUUUAGAAGAAAUUGAAAGAAUUUUUACAAAAUUUAAUAAAACUAUUAAAAAAAAUAAAAAUGCUCAUGAUUGGCAACAUGUUGCUUUAGUAUUUGAUCGAAUUCUAUUAAUUAUUUUUACUACUGUUUCAUUAACAGGAACUAUUCUAAUAUUAGCAAAAAGAACUCCAAAUUAUGUUUCAAAUAUCGAUUUAAAUAAUCUUAAUCAAGGAAUUUUUAAUGCUUGUAUUUAUCGACAUCAACAUUAA